Perkinsus marinus ATCC 50983 is the source of this 1149-nucleotide messenger RNA. RefSeq lists its product as hypothetical. The record is from RefSeq and is a predicted model, not a curated record. Bases 1 to 1149 code for a protein of 382 amino acids. The transcript has 5 exons. Lineage: Eukaryota; Perkinsozoa; Perkinsida; Perkinsidae.
AUGUGCUGCCAGCAUCCGAUUGAGUGUGUCGAGUUUGAACCUACUACUGCUUGCCAUGUGUGCACUGCGUGUGGCGAAGUCAUCUCGGACGUCUCGACGUGUGAAGGCUUUGUCGCCGGCCGCGAUAAUGGUCACGAUGAAUUUCAGAAGGAAGGCGCCGAAUUUAUCAACCUCUCGUCCAGUCCCGGCAACGAGCCCACACGUGGGUCCAAGGUGGUGCGCGGUUUGAAGACAGUCUUUGCUUCCUGUGAGCCGUUCGGGUCUGCGCCCCAUGGGCCUGGUGAGGCCUUCAUCGACCGACACGAACGAGAUCUCCAACAAGCGGCUACACAGCAUGGUAUCGACGUUGAGAUGGGCGAACAGUGGCAGAGGCUCUUGGACGUGACGAAGUUCUUUGCUGAUAGAAGAUACUCCUACAAUGAGAAGAGGAACCGGUAUUACUUCGGCAGUCCCCAGAAUAUUAAAAUUAGUUUACAUGGUAUAUGUAGUUUCGUGGCGCGUGAACUCGGCUGUGAAUCUCCGAAUCAUCGAGAGCGCUACAUAGACGGCGUCAAUAUGAGCUCGAGGAAGCUAGCCAUGGCCGUGCGACGGAUCGGCUGGGACAUCCGGAAGUAUGCCAAGGAGUCCGGCGAUCUGGCCGUCGGCCCUACAUUCGCUGAGCGCAAGCAGGCCGCUGAUACAGCGCCUAUGGUGAAGCGCGUAGCAGAAGCUCUUGAUCGAUUCCGUUCCAUGCCGGGCGACCAAACCCACGUGGCCUGGGGCUACAGGUUCCUCAACAGGGGUGUUUGCUUCACCUCAGGCUACUUCCUGGCUUAUGCCUUCUGCAACCCAGACGUUGACAAUGUGUACGAUGUCUUCCCUCUUAAACGGUCGCGUUAUGCGUUCAUAAACGCCUAUAAAGUGAAGCCUGAAGACCAAUACACGUUCGAAUGUCGAUGGAAGGACUUGGCCCGAUACUACCAAAUGCAACCUGGGUACUUGUUCAACAAGCUUGAGAAGCUCCAGAACAUACACGAUGAUGCCACGUAUCAGUACUAUGACGUGAUGCAGUGGUCCACUGGCGAGGCGUAUCGGCGGGCGACUAUGAAGGCAAUACACAAAGAGUUGGUCCACGAGUUACCAUGCGAGAAGUACCGCCCGAUAAUGUAG